Molecule: messenger RNA, 3578 nt
Organism: Python bivittatus (Burmese python)
Lineage: Eukaryota; Metazoa; Chordata; Lepidosauria; Squamata; Pythonidae
Source: RefSeq, a predicted model, not a curated record
GAAUUCUCAUUUGUGCACGCGGGCACGCUCGUUUUGUGAAUAGCUGGCCUCUGUGUACCAAGCACAACAUACAGUGAGACGUUCCCCAUUUAGGCAGCCCAAAGCUGGCGCUACCCAGUUGGCAUCUCUACCCUUGUACCAAAAGCCAGGCGCUCAAGUUUAGGAAGGGAGGGCUUUGUGGAGCCUCCUUGGUUCUGGCUCGGCUCUCGGGCCUAGGAUGGGCUCAGAUAUGGAGGUGGGUACAUAUCUCAGGUUAACCAUGCCGGCGCUCUCUGCCUCCGUGGACUGGCAUCUUCUAAUAGCGUUGUCUCCUUGCAGAGCUUCCGCUGACCCUGACGCCUGCAGCUGAAGCACAGAUGGUGCAGUCUCUGGGCUUCGUCAUCUACCGAGCCCUCGACUGGGGCCUGGAGGAGAACGAGGAGCGCGAGCUGACCCCCGAACUGGAGCGGCUCAUCGACCUGAUGACCAACAGUGACUCUGAGGACAGUGGCAAUGGCAGCGCCGCAGACGAAGGCUACAGCGGGCAGGAGGAAGAGGAGGAGGCGGUGGCCAAGGGGACCCUGAAUGCCGUCCGCACUUUCGGCCAGGUGACGCAGCUCUGCGCUACCCGCCUCUCCCAGCCCCAGGAGGCUCACGUUCACUACCAGGCGGUGUGCCGAGCGCUGUUCCUCGAGACGGUGGAGCUGAAGGCUUUUCUGGCCAAGAUCCGGGAUGCCAAGGAAAUGCUGACCAAGCUGAAGGACGAAGAGCUGAGGGACCGAUCGGCAGCAGAUCUUGAUAACCUGAGGAACACGGACUGGGCUCGGCUCUGGGUCCAGCUCAUGCGAGAACUCCGGAAUGGUGUGAAGCUCAAGAAGGUCCAACAGAAACAAUUUGACCCACUGCCUACAGAAUACCAGCUGACGCCGUUUGAGAUGCUAAUGCAGGACAUCCGAGCCCGCAACUAUAAGCUCCGCAAGGUCAUGGUAGACGGUGACAUUCCACCCAGGGUGAAGAAGGAUGCUCACGAACUCAUUUUGGAUUUCAUAAGAUCCCGUCCACCUCUGAGACAGGCUUCUGAGCGCAGAUUGCGCCCCAUGCCUCAGCAGCAGAGGACGCUCCAUGAGAAGAUCUUGGAGGAGAUCAAGCAGGAACGGAAGCUUCGGCCUGUGGAGUCACAACACCAGAACCAGAGAGGGUUUGGUUCCUUGCCCUGCCUCGUGAAUGCCUGCUCCAGCAACAUGAAAUCGAUCUCUUGCAUCAACCUCUCAGUUUCAGACUCCUGUGCCCCACCUCAGCGCCAUAGGCCGAGGGUCCUGCUGAAGGCACCCACACUGGCAGAGAUGGAGGAGAUGUUUGUUUCGGAAGAGGAAGACUCUCCCUGCUCAGAGGCUGUUCAGGAGCCUGGCCCCCUGAUGCCCCUGAAGCGGGACCGCUCCUUCUCAGAGCAAGACUUGGUCCAUUUUCGGAGUGAAAGUGAGAGCAGGGAGCCUCACCUGGAGUACUUAAGACCCAGCAUGUCAGACCCGAGACCUCGCUCAGGUACCAUGAACUCUGCAUGGACCAGCAUGGAAGAUAUGGGUUCUGUUCCAGCUAGCUACCACCAAGUCCCCUAUCGGGUCAGUUCAUGUCCUCGUAAACAAGACAUCCUCACUUCUGUGGAGGAGAAUAUGGAGGCUGGGUCUGUUCCGGUCACAGAUGCUAGUUUGAAAUACUUGUGGCUGGAGUUCAGCCACCCGGUAGAAAGCCUGGCGCUCACUGUGGAGGAAAUGAUUAAUGUGCGCCGGGUGCUGGUGAAAGCAGAGAUGGAGAAGUUUCUUCAGAGCAAGGAGCUGUACACCAGCCUGAAGAAAGGGAAGAGUUGCUGCUGCUGCAGAACCAAGUUUACGCUGUUUUCCUGGCCCCCCACCUGCCUCUUCUGCAAGAGGUCUGUCUGCAGCUCCUGCAGUCUGAAGAUCAAGAUGCCCUCCAAGAAGCUUGCCCAUAUCCCGGUCUAUGCCCUGGGCUUUGAGACCCUGCAUGGCUCACUGGGUGCCAAGGGUCCCCCAGCCCGCCGGCAGGAGGCUUUCCACUCCCUGCAAGGCACCCCCUGGCGCAGCGUGGAGGAAGAGUUCCCGUGCAUCUAUGCUCAUGGUUCAGUGCUCAAGGAUGUUUGCCGCGACUGCUCUGGGUUUGUCACAGACGUUGUCAGUUCCAGCCGCAAAAGCAUGGACAUUCUCAACACCAAGCCGGGCAGGAGCCGCAAAACCCAGUCCCUGUACAUCCCCUCCAGCUAGAGGCUCCUGGAGCAUCCCCCAAGCCUGCCACCACCCCCUCUCCAGCUAACGGCAUCCAACCUUCACUUUGGGGGCCUCUUCGAAGGCCCAGGCAGCCGCGACUCUCUGGCAGAGCAAAUGCGGCCCGGCUGCCCCUGGGCUUUGGGGGUCUGCUCUCUCCCUCCUCCCUCGUCCAACCCACCCCACCUUCCAAGAACAUCUGCCUGCCUAUGUACAUAUACAUAUAUCCAUACAUAAAUAUAUAUACAUAUAUAUAUACACACACACCACACACGCACACACCCCCUUAUAGAUACUCUAUAUUUAUAUGGCGGAUAAGUUGCUUUAGCUGAUCAGCAUGGCAACCCCUUCAUUGGCAAACGAGGACUUUGCUGAAGGCGCUGAAAGCAUCCGGGCCUGGCUCUCUUCCCCCUCUGCUCCUUUGGAAGGGAGCAACGCAGGAGGCUGGCCAAGGUGAUCCUGCAGCACCAGGAGCCCAGCCACACCAGCGGGCAGGGAGGCAACUUGGCAGGGCAGAGGCCAGCUUCUUCCCAGGUGCUGUUUCCCCACAUGGCCUCAGGAGCAGCUCUGUAAUCCUGGCCGCCUCUUGCUGAGAUCUCCGAAAGAAAUGUCGUCCUUUCAACCGUUAGUUUUCUUGGGAAGCAGGGCUACCUCGCAGCUAUGUGCCUGGUGCUAAACGCAUCUUCUGGAGCUGCUGGCCUGCUCCUUGUUUCUUUGCCCUCUUGCUUGCGGUCUUUCUCCCAGAUCAAGGAACGAGGGCGUCUCCUGUGAAGGCUAUGAAAAAGGGUGCUGUUUCCCUCUCGUUCUCCCUCUACAAAUUCAGGAGUGUGUCUUAUUUGUACCUCCAAUAAUAAAAUGCCUAAUUUUGUAAGCAUUUAGAUGAAGACCACCUGUUCCCAGGUGCUGGGACUUGUGGAGUAGUCUGCGUAGGGAGGGAUGAUUGUCGAUUGCUGGCUGCAUGGAUGGUGCUGGGACCUUUGAAUCCUGGGGGGAGGGGGGCUUGGGCUGGCCAUGUCUGUCUAUGAAAGAAUCUUGGCUCCUGCACAAGGGGGGCCACAUUCACACAUUGCACUAAGCCACAAUGGGGCUGCUUGUGUUGUGGCUUAGCAUGUGGUGGAUGCUUUACAGCUUAUUUAACAAACCAUCUCAAACAGUCGUGUCCUGCACGAGCCUACUGAGAGGGUCAGUUUCUGCCCCCUUUUCACAACUGACUUGAAAGGAGGAGUAGACGCCUAGAAGGUGGACCCUGUGCCCAGACCUCUCCUCCUGUGAGUGGAUCCAGCUCCAGCUGGAGCCACCACUUCUGCCAGGCAUCCUGGGCAA